AUGUCCGCGUACCCUCUUGCGAGCGGCAUGGCAGGCUACGCAGGCGGCGGGCCCCGCCCCGGCUGCCACCCCGGCUACGGCUACGGGCCCCCCGUCGGCGGCGGCUGCGGCUCCUGCGCGGGCGUCGGGUGCGGCAGUUGCGGCGCAUCCUGCGGCGGCACGGGCGUGGGCGGGUGGACCUACGGCGUGGUGCCCGAGGGCUGCGGGGACUACGUGGCGACCACGUCCUACAGGUACGUGGGCUACGGCGCCGGCAACGUGUCCCUCUUCCCCGUGCCGGCGGCCACGGGCGGCUGCAGCUGCUGGUGGUCCCUGUGCCUGCUGUGGCUGCUGCCCCUGCUCCUGCUGCCCCUCUUCUUCGACAACACGACCACUACGACGACCAGCACCACCACGCAGACGCCCACCGUCUCGGUGACCCCGCCGCCGGAGCAAACUCCCGCGCCUACGCCGAGCCCCCCACCGCUGACGCCGCCGCCGACCAGCCCGCCGAUACCGGUCACGGCCGCGCCCACGCCAGCGCCGCCGCCCGUGGGCCCACGGGGCGUGUGCCGGGUGUUCGGCGACCCCCACGUGAAGACGUUUGACGGGACGCACGCGUCCUUCUACAGCGCCGGGGAGUACUGGCUGGUGAGGAGCUCCACGGUCUGGAUCCAGGCCCGCUACGCCCCGACCCCGGUGACGAACGGCCUCUCCGUCGUCAAGGAGGUGGCCAUCGGUGGCCCCUUCCUGCAGAGCGGCGACGGCAAGAGGAACAUCCUGCGCAUCUCCGCCCUCACGGCCUCCUUCAACGGGCAGCCCAUCAUCACGGGCUUCCCGGACCAGUUCAGCAACGCGGACCCGGCGAUACGGGUCGUCACCGACGGCUCGGGCGAGGUCCUGCAGCAAGGCAGGGCGGGCAAGGACAUGCACGUGGUCCACGUGUCCCUGCCGCUCGCCGUGGACCUGCAGAUCAACCGCUGGAACGAGCCUGGCGAGGGGGACUACCUCAACGUGAAGAUUGAGAUGUCGAUGCAGCCGUCGCAGGACGGCCACUGCGGCAACUUCAACGGAAACCCCGAUGACGACACCCGCCCGCUGAUCCGCGCGCGCAUCGGCACCACUGGCGUCGAGCCGCAGUUCCUGCUGUUCGGUACCAAGACGCCCGUGGUGGCGCCGAACCGGCCGGACCUGAACAACUGCCCCACAUUGAAGGCGAACCACGCCCGCGAGAUUUGCCAGGCAAAGUCGCAGAACAACAUGGCGGACCACGACUGCAUGGUCGACGUGUGCUUCGGGGGCGACCACUUCGCAGAGCUGACGGACUACAACUGA
Prorocentrum cordatum is the source of this 1314-nucleotide messenger RNA. NCBI's taxonomy places the organism in Eukaryota, Dinophyceae, Prorocentrales, Prorocentraceae. The record is from the annotation of a GenBank genome assembly.